Molecule: messenger RNA, 1298 nt
Organism: Quercus lobata
Lineage: Eukaryota; Viridiplantae; Streptophyta; Magnoliopsida; Fagales; Fagaceae
Product: protein NEOXANTHIN-DEFICIENT 1
Exons: 11
Coding region: 233-1111 (292 amino acids)
Source: RefSeq, a predicted model, not a curated record
UCUCUCUAUAAAUUCACUCACUUUUUUUCAGUUUCCACUCGCUCUCAACACUAGCUCUCUUCCCAGAACCAUUUUUCAAUCCAAAUUCUCCUCUGGGUUUCAUUUUCUUCUUUGGAUUUCAGUGAAAAAGUUCUUGAUCUCUGGAAGUGAAGUGCAGAGAUUUUUGUUGGUUGCAGCCCCUUGCUUUGUUGUGUGUUCGUUUUUUAAGUUUCUUCAAGGUAUAUCUGAACCCAUGGAAGUUGGAGAAACAAAAUGUUCCUCAGGCUACAGCAAGCCCCCUUGGAUAUUUAGAGGCAGUGCCUUAUACCAGCUCCAUCUUGUCAAAGCAGAAACUGCUCGAGCAUGCAUCCCAAAAGAGUUCAGAUUAGUCGAAGCUUUUGGGUAUACUCUUGGUGGCUUCUUUCUUGCCAGUUAUGAUGACAGUCCAGCUGGAAUUUUUGAUGAGCUCGUGGUGAUUGCAGGGCUUGUAUGGAACCCACCAACAUCCUGCGCAUGGGCAGCUAAGGUGCUUGUGAACAGCAAUGUGGCUUGCGAUCAUGGAAGAAAGGAAGUAGGGCUUCCAAGUCAGGUUGCUAGGUUUUCAAAGAGAAUCACAGCAAUUACAAGUCCACCCAAGAGUAAAGACAUUGGAUUUCUAAGCAUGGUUGGUAUGGGUGCUGCUUUCUGUAGUCCAAGGGAGCAUAUGAAUGUUCAAGUGACUGAAAUCAAUAUUCCUGAUACAAAAGAUAUCUGUAACAUCAACCUUACCUGUGUUGAUUACAAAAAGUGGAAGGGGCCAGCCAUCAAAAUGUCUCUUCCAAGUUAUAGUGGCCGUACAGAGUAUAAUCCCAACCUUCUUAAGUAUUCUUGCCAGAUUGAGUGCAGGGUGCGAGCAGUGCAGCCCGCAAAAGUAUCUGGCCCAACUCUUAUACUGAAUAACAAUAGAGAACGUCCUUCAGAACAUGGUAGUUGCAAUAGUGUAGACUCAACAACUGGGGAUCAUAGAGAUAAUGGAGAAAACCUGUGUCUAUCUGUGAUGUUGUCAAAACCUAUAUUGGCUUUGGAGUUCAGUUGUUUGAAAAUGCAGGUAGAAGCUCCGACUGUGGUUUCCCCCGUCUCUAGAAAUUCUUAGGAGCAUUAAGUAUUGCAGAAAUUCUUUUUAUCACUGUAGAGUUGCACAAUAAAAUGAAAUUAAUGAAGUUCAUUUCCCUAAAUUGUCUCCAGUUGUUAAUUUCAAAUACUCUUUGCAAGGUAGGAAAUCUGAAAACAUCUUCUAGUAAUAUCAAUGAAGAUUCUCAACAAGGGAACAUCUCAACAUU